Molecule: messenger RNA, 654 nt
Organism: Mobula hypostoma (lesser devil ray)
Lineage: Eukaryota; Metazoa; Chordata; Chondrichthyes; Myliobatiformes; Myliobatidae
Product: acanthoscurrin-2-like
Exons: 1
Source: RefSeq, a predicted model, not a curated record
GGGGAGGGGGAAGGGGGAGGGGGAAGGGGGAAGGGGGGAAGGGGGAAGGGGGGAAGGGGGGAGGGGGGAGGGGGAGGGGGGAGGGGGGAGGGGGGAGGGGGGAGGGGGAAGGGGGAAGGGGAAGGGGGAAGGGGAAGGGGAAGGGGGGAAGGGGGAAGGGGGAAGGGGAAGGGGGAAGGGGAAGGGGGAAGGGGGGAAGGGGGGAAGGGGGGAAGGGGGGAAGGGGGGAAGGGGGGAAGGGGGAAGGGGGAAGGGGGAAGGGGGAAGGGGGAAGGGGGAAGGGGGAAGGGGGAAGGGGGAAGGGGGAAGGGGAAGGGGAAGGGGAAGGGGGAAGGGGGAAGGGGGAAGGGGAAGGGGGGAAGGGGGGAAGGGGGGAAGGGGGGAAGGGGAAAAGGAGAUGGUGAUAGGGGAAGGGGAAGGGGAAGGGGGAAGCGGGGAAGGGGAAAAGGAGAUGGUGAUAGGGGAAGGGGAAGGGGAAGGGGGGAAGGGGGAAGGGGGGAAGGGGGGAAGGGGGGAAGGGGGAAGGGGGAAGGGGGAAGGGGGAAGGGGGAAGGGGGAAGGGGGAAGGGGGAAGGGGGAAGGGGGAAGGGGAAGGGGGAAGGGGAAGGGGAAGGGGAAGGGGGAAGGGGGAAGGGGGAAGGGGGAAGGGGGAAG